This is a messenger RNA of Purpureocillium takamizusanense, 900 nucleotides long. RefSeq names its product mitochondrial 54S ribosomal protein YmL41 (gene MRP20). Lineage: Eukaryota; Fungi; Ascomycota; Sordariomycetes; Hypocreales; Ophiocordycipitaceae. The coding region runs from base 45 to 674 and encodes 209 amino acids. Gene Ontology annotation, molecular function: structural constituent of ribosome. Gene Ontology annotation, biological process: mitochondrial translation. Gene Ontology annotation, cellular component: ribosome; mitochondrial large ribosomal subunit. The record is from RefSeq and is a predicted model, not a curated record. The transcript has 2 exons.
CGUUACGCCCGCGACAACCUCACCGGCCCAGCGCGCGUGCAACAAUGGCCGAAGCAGUAAAGGCGGCGGCCCGCCAAUUACCGGCGUUCAAGCUGGGGCAGAAGCAGGUGUUUCUACCAAACCAUGUCAUCACCUUCCUCCGCAAGGAGCACCUCCCCCCGAACGAAGCCUGCUUCCAGGUGCCGCUCCGCUUCACCAAGUUCGACCUGCGAGACUACCUGUGGAACCUGUACGGCGUCGAGGUGCGGACGGUGCGCUCGUACGUCAAGCCGCAGCCGCUCACGCAGCGCGACUCGCACUCGCGGUCCUGGUACCGCCCGCGGCCGCUCAAGAUCAUGACGGUCGAGCUGGCCAAGCCCUUCCAGUGGCCCGAGCUGCCGACCAACCUCGAGCCCUGGAGCAACGAGCUGUGGAAGAUGCGCGAGGACCUCAUGGACAAGCGCAACGAGGACCAGGUGCGCCAGCAGUCCUUCCAGAUCCCACUCAAGAGCCAGGAGCCCCAGUCGAAGGAGAGGAAGGAACUGGCCGCGCUGGCCGGCCAGAUGCUCAGGGGCGAGGUCAAGUGGUCCAACGACGCCGUGCUGGACCCCAAAUGGGACGCCGUGCUGGCCAAGAGCGCUGCGGUGGCGCCGCGGGGGACGACACCGAACAAGGACGAGACGACGCUGCCCUGAACUCUCCCGACCGGAUGGAUCAAAAUGAAUAUGAAAGCGAAGGCGACAUUGUAAAGGCAUAUUGAAACAGAGGAUUGCUGCCGCGGCGACGGCAUGGUACCAUGUAUGAUUAGCGGGCACCCACAAAGAUGUACAUUACCGUGGCCAUUGGCUGGGCCACGACUACUGCCGGCAAUGCAAACAAGCCCAAAAAGAAAUCAUGAAUGCUCAUUGAGCCAAAUCAUCC